This is a messenger RNA of Miscanthus lutarioriparius, 705 nucleotides long. NCBI's taxonomy places the organism in Eukaryota, Viridiplantae, Streptophyta, Magnoliopsida, Poales, Poaceae. The record is from the annotation of a GenBank genome assembly.
AUGGCCUACCAUCUGAGAUCUGCAAGUGUGCCUUCGAGCCCUCACUCGAGCGAAACCAGUGUCGAGGAACAACUGCAGAGCCUGAAGGCGACUGUCUCUUCGCCUUCUGCGACUGUCCAAACCAUGAGAGAGAGUUUGACAAAGCUUGGAAGCAUAUACAGCUGCAUCGAUGAGCUCACAUGCUUUCCCAGCAGUCAGAGGAAGGUGGUGGAGGAGGAGCUCGAGAGCUCUCUCGUCCUGCUCGACCUCUGCAAUGCCAUGCAAGAGAGCUUCGCAGAGCUCAAGACCAUCAUCCUGGAGAUUCAAUUGGCUCUCAAAAGAGGAGAUCAAGCGGCUGUUCAGGCCAGGGUUCAGUCUUAUGCUCGCUCCGCCAAGAAGGCGCAGAAGCAGUGCAAAAAAAUCAACAGGAAGGCUGCCUCUGGCAUUGAAGGAAGCAGGGUGGUCAAGCUGUUGUCUGAAGCAAGAGAGAUAGCUGCCACAAUUCUCGAAUCAACACUGCAACUCUUGUCGAAGCAAGUUGCAAUGCCAAGUCCUGGCAAAUGGUCUCUUGUAUCCAAGGCUUUCCAGAAGAAGAGAGUUGUGUGCGAGCAGGAGCAAUUGCAGAUGUUGGAGUUGGACAUUGUGGACCUUGAAAGCGGAGUUGAGACUUUGUUCAGGAGGUUGAUCCAGAGCAGAGUUUCACUUCUAAAUGCUCUUAGCUUGUAG